This is a messenger RNA of Cyclospora cayetanensis, 1488 nucleotides long. RefSeq names its product intersectin-1. NCBI's taxonomy places the organism in Eukaryota, Apicomplexa, Conoidasida, Eucoccidiorida, Eimeriidae. Gene Ontology annotation, biological process: regulation of DNA-templated transcription. The record is from RefSeq and is a predicted model, not a curated record. The coding region runs from base 1 to 1488 and encodes 495 amino acids. The transcript is spliced from 8 exons. Gene Ontology annotation, cellular component: nucleus.
AUGUACACCCCGCCGACAGGCCGAGGAAGGCAUAUGGUGCUGCCUGCGUGGAUGACGCGAGGACAGCAGCCUACAACAGGAAUGACUGCAUGCUCCUCCUCCCAGGGGCAGAGUGUGUUUGCCACUCCUGCGGUCGCAACGCCUCCUCCGUUCCCCGUCGUGGCAGCAGCCCCUGCUGCUGCUGCUGCAGCAGCUGCAGCAGCAGCUGCACCCGCUGCUACAGUCACCGCGUCUUCUCCCCAGCCCGUAGUUGCCUCUCCUGCAGCUCCUGCCAAUAGUAGUCCUACACGGGGGAGUGAGACGCAGGGAGCCAGCCCUUCGGGAGGAGGGCCAAUGGGGAGAUGGAUGAAGACGCGAUCGCCUCCCCCAAGGAGAAGCAGCAGGGAGAGAGAGAGGGAUCGAGAACGGCAGAGGGAACGAGAGAGGGAGCGAGAACGCGAGAGAGAACGAGAACGCGAGAGAGAACGGGAGCGAGAGAGAGAGAGAGCGAGGAGGCGGAGCCGCUCUCCGCCAAGGAGAAGCGUUAGGGAGAAGGAACAUGGAAGGGGCAGGGACAGGAGAAGAAGCAUCAGUAGUAGCAGCCCGAGUAGUAGGAUUUCAGAUGAUGGGCUUAGUGCCGCAAUGCUUGCAGACAGGCUGGUGGAGGCUAGGCAAAUGCCUUCUCGGAAGCGAGAGGAGAACAGGGAUGCCUUCAUGAGUUGGCUCUGCCCGGAGGAUUUCUAUUCCGAGGAUCGGCAGGGUACUGCUGCAACUCGGGACGACUUUGUCGACAAUUUGAUAGAUUUCCCCCAUUCUGUCCGCGUUACCAAGCGGCUCGUAGCCGAGGAGAACAAGGACCACUCCUUCUGCUUAGACUUUGAGGAGAUUCAAGAGGGCAAGAAUCAGAUAAACCUGUAUGAGUGCCGCCACGGCAAACUGACGCGCGUAUACGCCUUCAGAGACAGCGAGGAGCUGACUCGGGAGAAACUCUCUUUCGGGGAGCUGAAGAAAACAAGGAUAUAUCAAAAGGCUUUCAAGUAUUUUACGAAGAAGGGAGUCCGUGAGGACGCCAAGCUUGUAUAUCAUGACUAUCUCAACGACCCGCAAAUUCGGCCACGGGGUUGCAGAGGGGUGGGUGUGCAGUUUAAAUAUCCUGCGGUAAAACCAGAAGGGCCUUUAAAGAAAAGGCAUGUUGAGAGGCCUCAGGGGUCGCCUGAAGGGCUGCCCUCUGGCGCAACGGUCUCUAAGGAUUCCUCAGCACAUCAUCCUCACGAAAGCCCCCAACGGCCUUUAGAAGGUCGUAAAUCGUUUAACAUAUUCGCGAACACCGUAAAUCUAAACCAUUUAGAUCUCGGUAUUAGCAAGUUUCUCCAUGUUUCUGGCCUGUUGUUGCCUUUUAAUUAUCGGUACGAACGCAAAAAUGGUGGGGGAGGACCCUCUCCGCCACACGAUGCGGCUUGCCUCUGUGGAAGCAGCCGCAAAGGAAACCUUGGAGGGCUCUGCAGCUAG